AUGCCUUCGCUCUUUUCCAUCUCCCCAUCCUUAGUCUACUCCAGUAUAAGUCAUCACGAACACACUCACUUGGGUUCCCUUUUCUAUUUCCUAUUUCUGCCUUGUUCCCCUUGCUUCUCUGCAUACCUGGCAGCUUUCAGUCUCUCUGAUCAUUGCUCAACUCGAUAUCCCCCCAACCAAACACCAACAACACACAAACUUCCUCAAGAGAUAAAGCCAUCCUCUCCCCCGACUCAUAUCUCAGGGAUCAAUUCCUCGGUCCUUCACACCAUACAUCACUUCAGUCACUCAACGUACUUCUGA
Messenger RNA from Colletotrichum abscissum, 303 nucleotides. RefSeq lists its product as uncharacterized. The transcript has a single exon. NCBI's taxonomy places the organism in Eukaryota, Fungi, Ascomycota, Sordariomycetes, Glomerellales, Glomerellaceae. The record is from RefSeq and is a predicted model, not a curated record. Bases 1 to 303 code for a protein of 100 amino acids.